GACUCAACUCUGUUGACUUUAUAAGGAAGAAGAUCAGGCCUUCAGGGUCCUAAAGCGCCUGUGCUCUUCAGCCGGCUUCCUGCAAACAGUUCUGUGAAACAGACCAGAGAGUGAAAGAAAGAUGGCAGGGGAUUCAAUCCUGUUGGCUGCAGUCUCCCUUCUCUCUGCCUGUCAGCAAACUUAUUUCGCUUUGCGCGUUGCACUAGGAAGAUUAAAAUACAACAUUGCGGCCCCAGCAGUCACAGGGUCCCCGGAGUUUGAGAGACUAUUUCGUGCGCACCAAAAUUCUUUGGAGUUUUAUUCCAUAUUCAUCGUAACGCUGUGGAUGGCUGGAUGGUAUUUCAGUGAAGUUUAUGCAGCCUGUCUGGGUCUCCUCUACAUGUAUGCCCGCCACAAGUUUUUCUGGGGCUACGCAGAAGCCGCUAAAAGAAGGAUUAUUGGUUUCCGGCUGAGCCUGGGGAUUUUGGUCUUGUUGACUGUCCUAGCUGUCCUGGGGGUGGCAAGCAGAUUCCUGGAUGAGUACUUGGACCUUCAUGUUGGCAAGAAACUGAGACAACCCUUCUAAGGUUUUCUCUUCUCUUUCACGCUUGUAGAAACAAGGUGACGUCACGUGUUAAAUAAAUAAAACUUUUACAACUUUU
Messenger RNA from Meriones unguiculatus (Mongolian gerbil), 641 nucleotides. RefSeq names its product microsomal glutathione S-transferase 2 (gene Mgst2). Gene Ontology annotation, cellular component: membrane; endoplasmic reticulum; nuclear envelope. The record is from RefSeq and is a predicted model, not a curated record. Lineage: Eukaryota; Metazoa; Chordata; Mammalia; Rodentia; Muridae. Gene Ontology annotation, biological process: leukotriene biosynthetic process. The transcript is spliced from 5 exons. Gene Ontology annotation, molecular function: glutathione transferase activity; glutathione peroxidase activity; leukotriene-C4 synthase activity. The coding region runs from base 122 to 565 and encodes 147 amino acids.